Colletotrichum paranaense is the source of this 1107-nucleotide messenger RNA. RefSeq names its product PAP2 superfamily protein. The transcript has 2 exons. The record is from RefSeq and is a predicted model, not a curated record. Bases 1 to 1107 code for a protein of 368 amino acids. Lineage: Eukaryota; Fungi; Ascomycota; Sordariomycetes; Glomerellales; Glomerellaceae.
AUGCGUCUUUCUUUAGUUACAGUUGUAUCCCUGGCCACGAGCUCUCUCGCUCUAGCCCUCGUGCCCAGGGAGACUAACAACACCAUGGAAUCGGGACAUUACCCGGGAGGCGGAGGAGGAGGCGGCGGUCGCGGUGGUGGAGAGUGUAAGGGCGGUGACAAGCCGCCCGGUAUGCCCGGUGGUGGCGGCGGCGGUGGUGGAGGUGGAGGUCACGGAGGCGGCGGCGAGGGCGGAGGCAAGCCUGGUGAAGGCGGCGGAAACGGUGGUGGAGGUGGCGGUAAGGGUGGAGAUGACUGCAAGGGCGGUCACGGAGGCAAGCAGCCGCCUGGUAUGCCUCCCGGUAUGCCCGGUGGAGGUGGUGACAAGCCUCCCGGCAUGCCUGGUAUGCCCGGUGGAGGCGGCGGCGGGGGCGGUGGUGGUGGAGGAAAGGGAGGAGAUGAUUGCAAAGGAGGCAACGGAGGCGGUCAUGGAGGCGGUGGAGGCGGGGGCGACAAGCCGGGCGGUGACAAGCCUGGCGGCGGUGGAGGCGGAGGAGGAGGAAAAGGCGGCGGCGGCAUGACGGAAUGCAACUCGUUCCGCAUGCGAGCCAAGGGCUCCGUCUCGGGCUGGGUCGGCCAACUGGAAAGCGGCCAGCUGAGAAUCGGCCUCGAGCCCGUCAUCCUCCGCAUGGAAAAGGGCGAGAUUGUCGAUACCCGCCGACGCGGCAUGUGGUGGACUCCCCCUACCGAGACACUCCAGUGUGACCCGGGACAGAAGCCCGACAAGGGUUGGAGCGUAGGCUGCGACGGCAAGAUGACGUUCCAGGAGCAGACACGGUACUUCCAGUGCGAGGCCGAGAACCAGACGUACAACCUGUACAAGAAGAACGACCAGGGCGUCAACUGUGGUGAGAUUACGCUCUACAUGAGUGGUUGUGGGCGUGGAGAGGGCAUGGGUGAUAAGCCUCCUGGCGGCGGCGGUGACAAGCCCCCCGGAGGGGGAGGUGACAAGCCUCCCGGGGGUGGUGGAGGUGGUGGUGGCCACGGAGGCGGAGGAAUGUCUCCUCCUGCUAAUGGGACGGCUACCCCUCAGAACGGAACCAAGCCCAUGCCGCCUCCUGGAAGGUGA